Condylura cristata (star-nosed mole) is the source of this 1823-nucleotide messenger RNA. RefSeq names its product NGFI-A binding protein 2 (EGR1 binding protein 2) (gene NAB2). Gene Ontology annotation, biological process: negative regulation of DNA-templated transcription. Gene Ontology annotation, cellular component: nucleus. Lineage: Eukaryota; Metazoa; Chordata; Mammalia; Eulipotyphla; Talpidae. The transcript has 7 exons. The record is from RefSeq and is a predicted model, not a curated record. Bases 104 to 1657 code for a protein of 517 amino acids. Gene Ontology annotation, molecular function: transcription coregulator activity; transcription factor binding.
GACAGCCGCGGACACGGCGUCGCGCGCCGGGAAGGGCACCGCGCAUACCAGGAGGCGAGCGCUGGGCGCCGAGAGGGGCAGCCCCGGGGGUCUCCGGCCGUCCAUGCACAGAGCGCCCUCCCCCACAGCCGAGCAGCCGCCGGGCGGAGGUGACAGCGCCCGCCGGACCCCGCAGCCCAGACUCAAGCCCGGUGCCCGAGCCAUGGCGCUGCCGCGGACCCUGGGGGAGCUGCAGCUGUACCGGGUCUUGCAGCGCGCCAACCUCCUUUCCUACUACGAGACCUUCAUCCAGCAGGGAGGGGACGACGUGCAGCAGCUGUGCGAGGCGGGAGAGGAGGAGUUCCUGGAGAUCAUGGCACUCGUGGGCAUGGCCACCAAGCCCCUCCAUGUCCGCCGCCUGCAGAAGGCGCUGAGAGAGUGGGCCACCAACCCAGGGCUCUUCAGCCAGCCGGUGCCUGCCGUGCCAGUCUCCAGCAUUCCGCUCUUCAAGAUCUCUGAGACUGCCGGGACCCGGAAAGGGAGCGUGAGCAACGGCCAUGGCAGCCCGGGGGAGAAGGCGGGCAGCGCCCGCAGUUUUAGCCCCAAGAGCCCUCUGGAACUUGGAGAGAAACUGUCCCCGCUGCCUGGGGGACCUGGGGCAGGGGAUCCCCGGAUCUGGCCAGGACGAAGUACUCCAGAGUCCGACAUUGGGGCGGGAGGAGAAGAGGAGGCAGGCUCGCCCCCCUUCUCCCCACCUGCAGGGGGAGGAGUCCCUGAGGGGGCUGGGGCCGGGGGUGGUCCAGAUCGCCUGGAACCCGAGAUGGUGCGCAUGGUGGUGGACAGCGUGGAAAGGAUCUUCCGGAGCUUCCCCCGGGGGGACGCUGGGGAGGUCACGUCCCUGCUGAAGCUCAACAAGAAGCUCGCGAGGAGCGUGGGACACAUCUUCGAGAUGGACGAUAACGACAGCCAGAAGGAGGAGGAGAUCCGCAAAUACAGCAUCAUCUAUGGCCGCUUCGACUCCAAACGGCGGGAGGGCAAGCAGCUCAGCCUGCACGAGCUGACCAUCAAUGAGGCUGCUGCCCAGUUCUGCAUGAGGGACAACACACUCCUCCUGCGGAGGGUGGAGCUCUUCUCCCUGUCACGCCAGGUGGCCCGAGAGAGCACCUACCUGUCUUCUUUGAAGGGUUCCAGGCUCCAUCCCGAAGAACUGGGAGGCCCCCCGCUGAAGAAGCUGAAGCAGGAGGUUGGAGAGCAAAGUCACUCCGAGAUGCAGCAGCCUCCCCCAGGCCCUGAGUCCUAUGCACCCCCAUACCGCCCCAGCCUGGAGGAGGACAGCGCCAGCCUGUCGGGGGAGAGUCUGGACGGACACUUGCAGGCUGUGGGGUCAUGCCCAAGGCUGACGCCGCCCCCUGCUGACCUGCCUCUGGCAUUGCCAGCCCACGGGCUGUGGAGUCGGCACAUCCUGCAGCAGACACUGAUGGACGAGGGGCUGCGGCUCGCCCGCCUCGUCUCUCACGACCGCGUGGGCCGCCUCAGCCCCUGUGUGCCUGCGAAGCCGCCUCUGGCAGAGUUCGAGGAGGGGCUUCUGGACCGAUGCCCGGCCCCAGGACCCCACCCCGCGCUGGUGGAAGGUCGCAGGAGCAGCGUGAAGGUGGAGGCCGAGGCCAGCCGGCAGUGAGGAUGGACCCCACCCGCCGGACGGCAGCUCCAGCUCCGAGCCGGCCUCGCCCCACGGCCCUGGAUCCUUCCGCUGCCCGUCACCCGCCCCCCACCUGCUCCCCACCCGCUCCAUGGAUACAGACCUGUGGGGCUUCAAGCAAUAAUGAGCAGGGGCCUGGGGGGGG